AAUUUGGUUCUGUUUAUCUGUACUCGACGUUCCUGCUCUACUCGAUCUAGUGUCUGUUGGCAUCCAUGAGUACUUUUUCAGGCGAAAGGUUAGUCAUUGUCUCUUAAAGAUAAAACCACAGAAGUCAAGACGACCAAAGUUCUACGAGGCAUCGUUCACCCAUCAAAAGGAGAUCAAGAAGUCGUUCUCCUCAACAAAGUCGUGUGAGGUCAAAACGCAUAGUCAUUGCAAACAUCCCAUAUGAUUUAAAUUGGCAAAAGCUGAAGGAGUUGUUUAGAGAACAAAUCGGGUUUACUGGCUUUCUACAGUUGUUUAAAAAAAAUGGAAAACCAAACGGUAUGGGUUUGAUGGAGUUCAAGACACUCGAAGGAGCACAAAAAGCUAUUGAAAUGAUGCAUCGGUUUGAAGUUGGAGACAGAAAGUUGGUCGUUCGACAAGAGACUGCUCGUGAUGCUGCUCGCUUUGCAUCAAUGGAAGUUGACGGAGGGCUUCUAAGUGAUUCUGGAAAUCCCAACGAUUCCGUAAAUAUGGCGGCAGCAGGACCUGUUUUCACUCCUCAAAUCUUAGGUCAAGUCGGCAUGGACGGACCAAUCACUGAUUCUGUUUACGUCAGUAAUCUUGACUAUAGUGUAACGUGGCAGAAGCUUAAAGAUGUCUUCAAAUCAGCUGGGAAAAUUCUCAGCUCGGUUAUAAAAACAGACUCAGAAGGGAAUUCUCGUGGUGUUGGCAUAUUAAAAUUUUCGAAUGCGUAUGAAGCAGUCCAAGCCGUCAAUAUGUUUAACAACCAGAUAUUAAAAGACAGACCAAUGCGUGUAAAGAUUGAUCGCCAGGGUACGCCUGCUUCAAUGAACAUAGUUUAUCCCCCACCACAACGAACUGGCUCAUCUGGAAUUCUGGGUUCCACUGGUUCAAUGAUCCCCUCCAAUCCUAUCCUGACUGACCAACAACAAUCUUCAAAUAUUAUUGCUGCUCUUGUGACUUUACUUGGUUUGAAAACAAAUGCCGAUACAAAUCCUCAGAGUGGCAUAAUUGAAGUUCUUCGUAAUUUGGCGUCAAAUGCAAAUCUUUCUGGGGGUCUGAAUACUUUGGCAACUACUGGAUCAUCUAAUAACUCUUCCAACUUUACUGGUCAGUCAUUGUCAUCAAUCCCAGAUGCUUCACCAAGUUCAGGAAUCAAUCGAUCCUACUCAGGUCAACUUCCCCAAGAUGGAUUACAACAAUUAAUUUCAGCAGCUGUCGCUGGUGGAAUGUCUCAGACACAAAUAACCUCUGUAUUAUCGACUCUAGGUUUAUUCCAGAAUUCUCAUUCGGAUCAUCAGUCUGGUCAGUUGAAUGCUUCAAAUAUUAUUGGUCGAGAUGGUGGUGGGUGUGGUGACCGAAGCGUUGAUAGAUCACAUUUUGACAAUGGAUAUGUUGGUCGUUCAAAGUAUGAAAUUCCAGGUAAUUAUCGGGUAGAUUCUCGGAGUAACAGACAAGAUUCAUAUAAUAUUGGCGGUUCUCUGAUGAAAUCAGGGUCGCCUAAUCUUCCAGGCCGUGGAAGUUACUCUAGAUCAUCUGAUCGAGGACGUGAUGAAAAUGGUCCACAACAUAACAAUGAUCGACGUCAGAUACCUGAAAAAGUAGUUGUGAAAAAUCUUCCAUUCUCAUUUGAUUCACAUGAUGUGAAAAGAAUAUUCAGAGAAGUUGGAGAUCUAAACACUUGUAAUCUGGUAACAGACGCUCAAGGUCACUCCCAAGGAAUCGCAUUUAUCACCUAUGCAGAUAUUGAUGGUAUUUAUCGUGCAAUAGAUGCUUUUGACGGUAAAAUGUUUGAAGGACGACGUCUUCGAGUGCAUGCUGAAUAAUAAUAUUAGAUUGGAUUACGGUUUAUCUUACUUUUACAAAAAAAUGUAUUCUUCGUAUUAUACGAACAGUUAUGCACCGUCGAAUGUUGUUAUCGUUUCCUCCAGUUUGUGGCAACGUUCAUUUCUUCUUUACUGUAUAUCGAUAUUAUUGUUGUUAUUAUGUUUCCACCUGUGAAUGAACAUUGUUUGUUAGGUACAUGAAAUUCUUUUCAUUGCUUACACGAUAACAAUGAUAGUAAUAAUAAUUACAAAUGCAUAUGGGUUUAUAAAAUGUUUUAUUUUUUCUGUUUCCCACCAUUUUCGGAUUUUCUAUCUUUUUAUAUUUAUUGUUGUUGCCCGACGCAUUUUUAUUGUCCGUUUGUUAGUUUGUCAUUUUCACUUUCAUGCUGUUAUUACUACCGUUCAAAAAAUAAUCAUCGUCAUAACCAUUAUGGUUACUAAGGAAAUAUAACAUUUUUCUAUUGUGUU
Schistosoma margrebowiei is the source of this 2312-nucleotide messenger RNA. NCBI's taxonomy places the organism in Eukaryota, Metazoa, Platyhelminthes, Trematoda, Strigeidida, Schistosomatidae. The record is from the annotation of a GenBank genome assembly.